AUGUUCACUCAUUCUAGAUGUAUAUUAGGCGAAACGAGUGCUACGCUAUCAUUGACAUCUCGAAUAAAGUUGAAUGAUGGAAAUUCAAUUCCAAUAUUUGGAUUAGGUCUAUAUAGACAAGAAGCAAGUACAGUAACUGCCAACAUCGUCGCAAAAGCAACAGAAUUAGGAUAUCGAUUAUUUGAUACGGCUGAAGUCUAUGAAAAUGAACAACAAACGGGAGAUGGAUUAAAAGCAGCACAAGUCAAGCCAUCGAGAGAAGAAAUAUUCAUUUCAACAAAAGUGUUUACAACGGAAGGAGGACGUCAUCAUUUUUUACAAACAUUUGAACAAAGUCUUAAGAAACUACAAGUAGAUUAUAUUGAUCUUUACUUUAUUCACUCACCACAAGGAGGACACGUACUUGAAGUUUAUGACGCUA
Molecule: messenger RNA, 421 nt
Organism: Didymodactylos carnosus
Lineage: Eukaryota; Metazoa; Rotifera; Eurotatoria; Philodinida; Philodinidae
Source: the annotation of a GenBank genome assembly